Messenger RNA from Macrobrachium nipponense, 2613 nucleotides. RefSeq names its product sodium/glucose cotransporter 1-like. Gene Ontology annotation, biological process: transmembrane transport. Gene Ontology annotation, molecular function: D-glucose:sodium symporter activity. The transcript has 2 exons. The coding region runs from base 616 to 2274 and encodes 552 amino acids. Gene Ontology annotation, cellular component: plasma membrane. The record is from RefSeq and is a predicted model, not a curated record. NCBI's taxonomy places the organism in Eukaryota, Metazoa, Arthropoda, Malacostraca, Decapoda, Palaemonidae.
CAAAAAGUGACAAAAUAAUUAAGCUGCCUCGACGCAUUUUCGCUAUCUUGAGCGGCUGCUCUUGGACGAAUCUCCUGAGUUCAUGAGAUAGCAGUAAAGGAGGCGACAUUCCAGUCCUGGAGCUAUCAAGUUUAUCGGGAGGUCUCGGAGCGAACGCGCCCUUUUAGGAGUUACAUGAUUUGUAAGAAAAAUAGAGCGUCCUUCACUUCAGAACAGUUUACUUAAACCAUAGCGAAACACCCAAGAGACUCUCGUAGUCGAAACAGGUUUCCUUGACGGACAAAGACUCCCUCUGGAUCGAUACAUGAUUGUGAUGUUUUGAGAGAAAGCAUAUCUCCAUCUCCAGCGACUUGAGGCAACAACUGCCAUGUAGGCCUACUGCGAAAGAAGUGGAAGGAGAAAAAUGAGUGUGUUGUCCUGAUCCUUUUGUUCAAAAACAUGCAAUAAACUAAACGGAACUAGAAAUAAAAAUGUUUAGAGUGAGUGUUAAAUCUAGUAUCUCAACACUUCAGUAUUAGUAGCGAAAUUGCUUUGAAUUUUGAAAAGCAAAUUAAUUAGGUACAGGAUACAAAGGAAAUUAUGUGAUAGCAUCUGGUUCUUUCUGUAAAGCUAACAAUGACCACAGAACAUAAUUUCACUCAGAUAUAUUGCAAUUACUCCUUCCAAGGUGGCAAUCAAACUGAUUGCUCGGAAGAUGCUAUCCGUAUACACACAGCAGACUUUGUCAUCAUAAUCCUGUAUCUAAUUCUGUCUAUAGUCGUCGGUCUUUACCUCAGUAUGAAACACAAAACUGCGUCCGAUUACUUCUUAGCCAGUCGAUCAACAAAAUGGCCUUUUGUAGGAUUAUCUCUGUUUGCCUCUAAUAUCUCCAGCUCAUCAUUGGUGGGUCUUGCAGGCGACGCUUAUAGCACUGGGAUUUCUGUGUACAAUUACGAAUGGUUUGCAGCGAUCGUGCUCAUCUUCAUAGCAGUGGUAUGUAUUCCGAAUAUGUUAGAGAUGGAGCUCUUCACAAUGCCAGAAUUUCUGGAAAGGCGGUACAACAUUGGAACAAGGUAUUACUUCUCCAUCUUGAGUAUAUUCCUCAACAUUGCAGGUGGGAUAGCUGGCAGUCUGUACGCUGGAGCGCUGGUCUUGAAGAUGAUUUUCCCCAAGUUAGAACUGUGGCACACAAUAGCAAUACUUGCAGUCAUAGCCGGUGUAUAUACCAUCACUGGAGGCCUGAAAGCGGUGAUUUACACAGACGCGCUGCAGGCUGUCAUCUUACUCUUUGGCUCUUUAAUGAUUUCAGUAUAUGCUUUAAUAGAAGCUGGAGGUUGGCAGGCAGUCAGAGAGGAGGUACCACCAGAUUUCAUGAGUCUAGUGAGGCCUGUCAAUGACCCUGCUGUCCCAUGGACAGGAUUGGUCACAGGUCUACCUUUGCUUGGCUUGUAUUACUGGUGUUUCAACCAGACUAUUGCGCAAAGAGUUCUUAGCUCUAAGGAUGUCAGCCACGGGAGGAUAGGAUGCUUACUCGCGGGACUCCUGAAGCUACCUGUGCUUUUUAUAAUGGUUCUACCAGGCACAAUGGCUAAAGUUAUCUACCCUGAUUUGCCAAAAGCUGAUUUCGUGUACCCAAUUCUGCUGUUAAGACUCUUACCAACCGGAAUACUUGGCAUUGUACUCUCUGGGUUUCUCGCAGCUCUGAUGUCACAAGUCGACUCUGUCCUCAAUUCCACAGCGACGUUAGUUACGAUGGAUUUCGUCCAGAAAUUCAAACCGGAUCUGAAUGACACACAACUCAUGAACGUUGGUAAAUUUGUCACGUUUGUUUGUAUGUUGCUAUCGGUCUGCUGGGCUCCGUUUCUGGGCAGAAUCGAUUCUCUCUUCAAGUUCAUGCAAAAACUCUUGUCUUACCUAAUACCCCCCGUAGUGUCGCUCUAUCUCGGAGGGUUCUUCUGGAAAGGAGCUAAUUCCCGAGGCGCUAUUCUCGCCCUCAUCUUGGGAAAUAUUUGGGGCGUUGCCCUGUUCGUGCUCAACGAAGUCUUGGAGAUGUUUCACAUCCACUUCUUGCACGUGGCAGCCAUUUUGUUCGUACUGAGUUUCCUCGUGUUGGUUGGUACGAGUCUCGUCAGUGAUAGUACCAAUACAGAGGACCAGGUGAAAGUUGUCUGGUCAUCACAGAAGUUCCUGGAUGACAUCAAAGCAACCAAACAGGUUCCAUUGUGGAAAAAUUAUCUCGUGCACUGUCUGCUUCUAACUUUAAUCGCGGUGGUCAUUGUUGGUUGCUUUUGGUAAGAUACUACCUAUGAAGCAAUGGGAGAAAUCAGCAUCCAGAAAUACUACAAAAUGGAAUCAAAUUUUUUUUUUAGUCUUACAUAUCUCGACUGUCCUGAUCAUCACAGAGAACCAUGGGCGACCGCAGCAUCUUUUCCAAGAGGGGGGGGGGGGGGGCAUAUAUCUUCUUAAUACAUACAUGGAUAGUUUCCGGUAUCAAGUAGACAAACACUUUUAAUCCUUUGACCUAGCAAGUUAAUUCCAAAAACUAUAUUAUUGCCUGCAUUUCUUUAAUGAAUAAAGCAAUUGUAUACGCGCACACACAUAGGGGCAAGAGGAGCCACUUGCUCUCACUGAAAU